Striga hermonthica is the source of this 1869-nucleotide messenger RNA. The record is from the annotation of a GenBank genome assembly. NCBI's taxonomy places the organism in Eukaryota, Viridiplantae, Streptophyta, Magnoliopsida, Lamiales, Orobanchaceae.
AUGGACCCUUAUUCAUCUGGAGAAGACCUUAUUAUAAAGACAAGGAAACCUUAUACAAUCACUAAGCAACGUGAGCGAUGGACUGAAGAGGAGCAUAAUAGGUUCUUAGAAGCCCUCAAGCUCUAUGGCCGUGCUUGGCAGCGUAUAGAAGAACAUAUAGGAACCAAGACUGCUGUGCAGAUCAGAAGUCAUGCACAAAAGUUUUUCACUAAGUUGGAAAAGGAGGCCACUGUUAAGGGAGUUACAGUAGGACAAGCUCUUGACAUUGAUAUCCCUCCACCACGGCCGAAAAGAAAGCCAAGUAAUCCUUAUCCUCGAAAGACAUGUGGAGGAGCUCCUACUCUCCAGGUGGCAGUGAAGAAUGGGAAUACACCAUGCUCGGUUUCUUCUUCGUGCCAUAGUAAAUUGACAAUAACUUUGACGAAAGAAUCUGAAGAGGAACCUAAUGAUGAUGAAAAAUCAGAUAAUGGUAAUAAUGAGCAAAGGAACGUGCCUUGUUCAUUCCUAUCUCCUGAAAAGCCAUGUACUUUUAUGCAAUACGGCUCCCUUUCGAAAGAAGCAAACAAUCACGAUGGGACUGCCGCAUCUCAGAUCACAGUCGAAGCCCACACAACGAGUGCUGACUACAAACAGCCUUUAUUCAACGCUACAAAUGUUACCUCACAGGAUGAAAAGUUUGUGUAUUGUGAAAAGACAGCUGAACACAUUGAAAAAUCGACAAAGUACCCAAGUCACGUACCCGUGCACAUUCUAGACGGGAGCUUGGAUGUACCCGGACCUGAUACUGCACCAGAUACAUCAUCCUCAAACCAGCCUUUUUCUGAUUUUCAUCCAUCGAUCUUCAUUCCAAUCCAGAACCAAGACAAUUACCACCACCCUUCAUUUAUGCACCUUUCUUCAAUGUUUUCGAGCCUUAUUGUGUCUACUUUGUCUCAAAAUCCUGCAACCUAUGCUGCGGCCAGGUUUGCCGCCAAUUUGUGGCCAUUUUCGAACACCAUCGGGUUAGGACAACCUUGUACAGCCUCAGCAAGUUCAAUUGCUGCUGCCACAGUAGCAGCUGCCACCGCAUGGUGGGCCGCUCACGGGCUUCUUCCUCCUUUACUCCAUACACCUUUUCAAAUUCAACCUACUCCGAACAACAGUCGAGGAAGAACAGAAAACGGACCUGAUAAUCCUCCUCGUGUCCAAAUGACGAACGAACAAUACCAUCAGCAGCAAAAAGUCCCGAAAUCGUUGCUAGUUGCAUCGACAUCCGAAUCCGAAGCGAGUGCUGAUGCAAAACCGAAUGCUUCCGAAUUCUCUGCAGAAAAUGCAGAUACUGAAGCUGCUACAAACAUAUCAUCCAAGAGCCAAAAGCCGGUCGACCGCUCGUCGUGCGGCUCGAACACCCCAUCUGGCAGUGAUGCGGAGGCCGAUGCAAAGGGUGGAGAGAACGAGAAGAAGACGAACGAGAAGGAGAUUUCGUGGAAAGAAGUAUCUGAAGAGGGAAGACUGGCAUUCCAAGCGCUUUUCUCUAGAGAGGUAUUACCCCAAAGCUUUUCGCCUCUGCACGAUGACGAUAAAAAGAACAAAGAGAAGAAAAUGUUGCCCCUUAAAGAAAAUGCCGAGGAGAAAGAAGAAGAAAACAGGCUGCAGUUAGACCUUAAUGAUAUCUGUCCCGACAAGCAAGAAGGGGUGAUUAGGAACCAAGAAGAGGGGAUUCUAACUAUGGAACUUGGACCCAUUGCUAAGCUGAAAGCUCGGCGGACUGGUUUUAAACCUUACAAGAGAUGCUCGAUGGAGGCUAAGGACACUAGCGUCUCGACUAACUACCAGAUUGAAGAGAAAGGUCCCAAGAGACUGCGUAUAGAAGGAGAAGCUUCGCCUUAA